This is a messenger RNA of Venturia canescens, 1036 nucleotides long. RefSeq lists its product as uncharacterized. The record is from RefSeq and is a predicted model, not a curated record. NCBI's taxonomy places the organism in Eukaryota, Metazoa, Arthropoda, Insecta, Hymenoptera, Ichneumonidae. The transcript has 5 exons. Bases 62 to 997 code for a protein of 311 amino acids.
AAAAACCAAACGAUAUAACGAAAAUCCAAACAAAAAACAACCACGGAUAGAGAGAUGACGCAUGACGAAAAAAAUUCCGGAAACUGCCGUGGAAAUGACAAGAAAAAUGCUAACAAAAGGAGAAAAUAAAAAAGUGGAGCAUGAAACGGAGGAGAGAGAAAUCGAGCUUCGCAAGCUUCAGGAAAUUGCUCAACUCAGCAGUAUUUACUACCGUGAUUUGCAAAAUUUUGAGAGAAAUCCACGCCUUUCGCACCUCGUUCACGUGGUUAUGAACGUCGUUCAAUUCAUCUGUAUCCUCCACAUUGAAAUAUUUCAUCAUGUUCAUGGCGCGAUCAACGAGAGAAUGAAGGAGGCAGAUCCGAAUAGACCGGAUCUUCCGGAAGGGAGAAAUCCCGUUUUUUUCGUCUACCCAAUCAGCAUGACGAUCAGUCUGACUCUGGCCAUUUUUUGGUUAGUGCGUCGUACUUUUUGGCUGUUGAUCCAAAUGACGCUUGCUGGCUGUGCCGCCGGAAUUAUUAUGAUGCUUUUAGCUGGGAUCGUUGAAAUGAGACACGCAGAAAUAUACAUAAAUCUUGAAAAGAUAACGGAUUCUGAGCUAAAGAACCAUCCGGUAUUCCUGCACAAUUUUUCCAUGUGCAUCAUCUCGAUUAUCGCCAUGCUUUUUUAUCUUGUACACUUUUGGAUAACUUUUGAUUGUUGGCGAUGGCAUAAAAAAGAGAGGAGGAGCCGGCAAGGUGGAGUCGAGGGAGACGAUACUUGUAACGAUUACACGGCGGCGGUGGCGGCGAGGGAAGGAAAACCCGAAACUUCUAACGACGACUUUAACGAUAUUCCGCCGUGGGAUUUGCAGAAAAAAAAAUGGUCGGAUGCCGAUGAAACGAAUUUCGAAACUGAGCCAGCAAUUCUUUAUUGCUUCAUCGUGGAUUGUUGCCGAUACAUCAGAGAUCGAGAUUCGCGUAAACCGAUUCAUGAAUUCCAAGUCGUUCACGUCAAAUGAGAUUUACACACGUUACGUAAAAAAAAAUUACAAUGGCAA